GAACCAUCGCAAACGUUCAGCCGUUUCCACACGGAACUGUUUUUGUGUGUGUGAUGCAUUAACGCCGCGCUCACAGUCACUACAUGCGAAUUAUGAUCGGUCCCAAAUCUUCAGACACUCAUCGAUUAUUGGAUAUUUACAGUAUUUCGGUUACUUUCUAGACGAUGAAUUUCUUCCGCAACCGUCUGGUGGUUUUGGGGCUGGUGUUGUUGGCCACAGUGCUGCUGUAUCUGCUGCUGCCCUCCAUGCGGCAGGGGAGCAUGGAGCCGUCUCUGGAGGUGCAGCAGCGGAUGGGGAUGAUCGCCGCCUCUCCUCCGCCUCCGCCGCCGCCGAACAGCGUCAACAUCACGGUCAGGACCGGACAGCUGCCCGGUGACCCGCCGCUCUUCUUCAGGGAGGCUCUGCCUGUGGACAGCGCUGGGCGACAGAUCGUGCCCAGGCUGCAGUUGGUGCUUCUUCAUGGUCAGGCCUUCACCUCUAAAACUUGGGAGGAGUUGGGCACCCUCAGCCUGCUGGCUUCCAAUGGAUACCAGGCCCUCGCUCUCGAUCUGCCCGGUUUUGGGAAUUCUCCAGACUCAGAGUCGGUAAAGUCGGAUCAGAGUCGCGUGGACCUGCUGAAGCGUUUUCUGGAGUCUCUGGGGGUGCGAGCACCAGUGUUACUGAGCCCAUCUAUGAGCGGUCAUUACGCCCUGCCGUUCCUCCAGAAACACAGUGCCCAGCUACAUGGCUUUGUUCCCAUCGCCCCCGUUGGCACACGUGGCAUCACCCCACAGCAGUACCGCGACAUCCAGACUCCUACUCUGGUCAUAUAUGGAGAGUUAGACACCAAUCUGGGCGCCCAAUCCCAUAAGAACCUGAUUCAACUGCCUCAUCACACCGUGGUGAAGUUGGCAGGAGCGCGACACGCCUGUUACAUGGACAAACCCCGCGAGUUCCACCGUGCUCUGCUCGACUUCCUCAGCAAACUCGAAUGAGGGACGGAGAGAGUGAGAACGGAUCAAACAAACAUGUGAAAAAGACUUUAGGAGAGACUGGGUGAAGAAAAAGACAAGAAAAUGAUGACCAGGACUGCAGUGUAGCUGUAAAACCAGUCCUGAAAUGUCACAAACACCUGAGCGUUCUGUCGGCCAUCCACAUCUGCUCACUCCUUAUAAUUCCCCUGCGUGCUCCAUCAAGAGAUGAGAUGAUAUAAUACAUCACACAAACAGAACCUCAGCAGAGUUACUAUAGUAACGCUUCUUUUGUAAACAUCCUUUCAUCAGUUUUGACACUUUUGCAUGUAAUGGCCCGUUACAUUGUUACAUUUUCCAGCCUGAAGGUUGUUCUGUAAUGCUGUUCCCAGGAUUUCCAGACUGAGGAAUUUCCCUGUAAUAACACAGUAGCCAUGGUUUCAGGCUGAGAGUUAUUCGUAACACUGGUGCCAUGGUAUCCUUUUUGAGAGUUAUUCCGUAAUACUGUUGCCAUG
Messenger RNA from Carassius carassius (crucian carp), 1465 nucleotides. RefSeq names its product protein ABHD14A. Bases 165 to 974 code for a protein of 269 amino acids. The transcript is spliced from 5 exons. The record is from RefSeq and is a predicted model, not a curated record. NCBI's taxonomy places the organism in Eukaryota, Metazoa, Chordata, Actinopteri, Cypriniformes, Cyprinidae. Gene Ontology annotation, cellular component: cytoplasm.